Postia placenta MAD-698-R-SB12 is the source of this 6459-nucleotide messenger RNA. RefSeq lists its product as hypothetical. NCBI's taxonomy places the organism in Eukaryota, Fungi, Basidiomycota, Agaricomycetes, Polyporales, Adustoporiaceae. Gene Ontology annotation, biological process: fatty acid biosynthetic process. The record is from RefSeq and is a predicted model, not a curated record. The transcript is spliced from 22 exons. Gene Ontology annotation, molecular function: 3-oxoacyl-[acyl-carrier-protein] synthase activity; phosphopantetheine binding; fatty acid synthase activity. The coding region runs from base 1 to 6459 and encodes 2152 amino acids.
AUGUCUUGCACCCUGGACACAGGCGGCAUAGUUGCAAUUGUUGGCAUUGCUGCAGAACUACCUAGCGGCCCUGCAUGUCCUUCCAAUCUAGACUAUCAUGUAUUUUGCCGUCUCUUGCUAAAGAAGGGCAAAGCAUACCAGACUAUACCUGUAGAGCGUUUCAAUAUUCAUGGAAUCAAAGGAAAGGGGCUGGGUCAAGUUGUGACCGACACGGGGGCAUUUUUGAAAGCCGUCGAAUCGUUUGAUUAUAUGGAGUUCGGUAUCACAAACAAGGACGCAACUUCGAUGGCGCUGAGCACACGUAAACUGAUCGAAACCAGCUUCCUAAGUCUUGUCGACUCGGGCAUUGAUUACAGGGGGAAGAAUAUCGGGUGCUACAUGAGCGGGGUGGCCCAUGACAGUGUUUCUGUGGCUGGUCACGAGGAUGCCGAUAAGCAGGGCUCAUUUGGGUUCGCACCAGCCAUGGUCGCGAAUCGUGUGUCAUACCAUCUCGAUCUCCGUGGUCCGUCGGUCGCGCUGGACACCGCCUGCAGCUCAUCGCUGUAUGCAAUGCACCUCGCCGUGCAGGCUCUACGCAAUGCAGAGUGCGAGGCAGCUCUUGUUGGCGGCUGUCAAAUCAAUCACAGGAUGGCAGAAUGGUUGGCAUACACACAAGGAGGAGUAUUGUCAUCCGAUGGAGAAUGCAAGCCUUUCGAUGCAAACGCGGAUGGGUUUGGGCGAGGAGAGGGUGCCAUUGUAGUGGUAUUGAAGACGCUACAGAACGCUCUUAAAGACAAUGACAAGAUAUAUUCAACAGUAAGGAGUUCUCAACAAAUACGCGCAAUAUUGAAUGGUCGUAUAGAUUCUCGGAACCGGCGAUCUCUAGGUCCCGUUAAUGCUGCCGUAGCGUCUGCGCAAAAGAAUGCUAUGCUGCGUGCAUUUGCUCAAGCAGGGCGUCGUCCGUGUGAUGUGGACUACGUGGAGCUCCAUGCGACCGGUAGCACUGCACAGGGGGAUCCGACAGAAUCCAAUUGGGUGGGCGAAACUUUCCAGAGAGAAAGAGAGCUGAUAAUUGGCAGUGUGAAGGGAAACAUAGGGCACCUUGAGAUCGCGGCUUUCCUUGCUUCUCUCUGCAAAGUAUGCUUAAUGGUCCGAACCAGGCUGAUCCCGCCCACCGCGAACCUUCUAGUGCCUAAUCCGAGCAUACAAUGGGGCAAGUACAACCUACGCGUCGCAACCGAAGUUGAGCCAUUGCCUUGCUUCGCCCCGAAUGGGCGACAUCUUAUAUCGCUGGCGAGCUCUGGCAUUGGAGGUGCAAACGGACACUGCGUUGUUGAAGGACCCCCGAGUGAGCGCCGCCGCUCCCCGCGCAUAUGGAAAAGCGAGCGACCGCCUCCAUGGCUUCUCGUCGCUAGCGGGUUGUCUCCAAAGUCUGCAAUUGCCGUCCAAGACUUGCUAUGUCAGACGGACCCUCGCGAUCAUGGGGCGCUGUCCCGCAUUUACGGCCGGCGAUCGCGCUCAAUGUUCUGGCGCUCAUACGCACUCUCAAACGAUGGCCAGCUCUCGUCGUUCUCUCCGGCAACGCUGGCGCCUAAGGAGAAGCCUCCACUUGUGUUCGUGUUCUCAGGGCAAGGUUCGCAACAUUACGAAAGUCACACUGGGCUUUUCACAGAGAACCAGCAAGAGCGUGACCUCGGCAAUCCUUGGUCAAUCGAGACUACCCUGCCUGCAUUGACCAUCUUCCAACUGGCACUCUACGAGACACUCCUUAGGCUGGGUAUUCGCCCGCAUAUUGUUCUUGGUCACUCGGCUGGGGACACUGCCGUUCUGGCAGCAUCGAGCAUGGGCUCGAGGGCGAUGGCGAUAGAAAUCGCGAUUGCUCGGGGAAAGGCCAUGGCUAGGCUAGAUAAAGAAGGUGGGACGAUGGCAGCUCUCGCAUGCUCUGUGGAAACAGUACUCCAGCUCAUCACCAGCGACACUGAGCAAGGAAGCAUGGAAAUCGCAUGCUACAAUAGUCCCAGUGCGGUCACUAUUUCUGGUCAUGCCUCUCGUGUCCACAGUGUUGUGAGAGCAGCAUCAGAGAUUGGAAUCUUCGCGCGCGUACUCCGCACGAGGACACCAGUACAUUCGUCCCUGAUGGAAGCUUGUCACGAAGAGUACCGGCGGCUUGUCGCUGAGGUAUUCUCAAGGCAUUCGAGGUCAGCACCCGUGAUAACAACAUACUCUUCCUAUACUGGCGUACAGACGAACACAUCGUUCGACGCAGACUACUUCUGGGACAGCGCUCGCGGACCUGUUCAGUUCUCCACUGCCAUACAUGCGAUCCUUGAGACGGCGCCGAACGCGAUAUUCGUCGAGGUGGGGCCUCACCCGGUGCUGUGCACAUACAUUUCAUCAAUGUCUGGCGAUACACACCGUGCCUUGUCCCCUACAAAACGGACGGAAAAGGGCGAGGAGUGCUACAACCUGAUAGAUUUCCUGGGCCAGUUGGUAGUCGCGGGUUACACCGGCAUCGAUUUUGAUGCGUUGGGCUGCGCUGGAGAUCCAGACGUGGACGUGCCUCCUUUCCCACUCAGUAGACGAGAGGUUCCCUAUCUAGCGCCAACCCCAGAAGCGAUCAGACAGCGACAAGAACGUAACGGGCCUUUGAACUAUCCGCAGCUUCGCAUCAAUUCUAGGACCCACCCAGCAUUGGCGGAGCACAUAAUCAAGAAUGAACCGACCAUGCCGGCCGCUGGCUACAUUGAGAUGACAGGCCGAAGCAUGUUGCUGUUCAACUGGAGGGCAGUCGAUGGAGCAUCCGCAGUGCGUCGUCUGUGGAUUUUACGAAGAAAUGGCCGGUUGAGGGCCCACGAAUUCGUCGGAAACAAUGAUGAAGUCGAUCUGGAAAAAAUCAGAGCGCGGCUAAAGCGAGUCAACAUGAAAGACUUCUACCGUGGUUUUUCUUUCUUUGCGAACUACGGUCCAACAUACCAGAGGGUGACAUCAUGCCUCCGCGGUGUCGAUAUAUACGGGCGAAGUGAAGCGUUAGUAGAGGUGCGCGGUAUCGACGAUGACUUGCCAGGUGCAGAAACCUACCGCAUACAUCCAGCGAUAUUGGACGCUGCGCUGCACAUCAUGGUGCAUCCGAAUUUCAACGGGUGCAAUGACAAGCAUCGAUACUAUCUCUCGUCUACAUGCGGAUCUUUCACCCUGCAUAACAUGGUGCUCUCAGAGCCUUUUCCAAGAACGGUCUUUGCUCAUGUCGUGAUGACACAGUGGUUUCCAGAUUCCAUUACAUACGAAUGUCUCCUGAUCAAGGAGGAUGGUACGCCGUUGUGCACAUUGCAGGACAUGACAUGUGCGCUGCACGGUCACGGGGAGCCUUUGAUGCAGCGCUUCCAACUAGUAUACGCGCCGACCGAUGUGCCCUUGAGCGCUGCUCUGGGAGUCCUAGAAAGUGAAGAUCAAGAUAUAAGGCAGUGCACUAAGCGCUAUACCCUUCAGCCGGUUUCACACGAAGGGCUCGCUGUACCCCUUGAUACCGGCUCUCUAGACGACGGCAUUGUGACCUUCAGCUCCGACUCGACCGAUCUGCUCAUCCACUACCGGCGAGGCGAGGAGAUAUCAUUGCAGAAGAUUUUGAAGAGCCUGGACCCCCUGGCUCCCUCAGCGCUAUGGCUCAUUGCGUCCGACGAUCUCGAUGGAUACGCCUGUCUUGGCCUCGCGAGAUCUCUCCGGAAAGAAUAUCGUGCUUGGGCCUUAUACACAGUACUCUUCGAUCGCGUAUGGACACGACGACACAGAGCAAAAGCUAUCGAAACCUUAAUGACGCGAGGUCGACUAUCCGAAGUGGAAAUGAUAAUUUCUGCAGACGGUGUAGUGACAAGCCCCAAGAUCUUACCGUUACCUCAAACGACACGCUCGACAGAGUUCAAUCCCGCUCUGCCUUGGAAACUCGAGAAUUCUCAAAUUUCCCACAUCACACUGCCGCCUCCCGCUAACGACUAUGUCACUGUGCGCGUUAUUGCAGUCACGACCGCAUACGGCUCGCUCCAAGGCUUCGUCGGAUGUGUAGCAGGCGUAGAUGACGAGGCCUCGGUGGAUUCUCAGGAAUAUGCUACCAAGAACAAGGCACUAUCUGUCGUUGCCUGCGUCGUAGCUGCACUUGCUGUAGGAGUGGCCUCGUUUUCACAUCCGCAACGCUUGAAGCAGACCAAGAUAUUGGUCGACGAGGGCGAUGGAGACUUGUGCCACCAGAUCAUUGAAAUUAUCGUGACUGGGGUUACGGACGAUUCACUCCUUAGCGUUUACAAGGAGAUGGCGGGGAGUCACAGCUCUGUCUUCGCGUGGCGUCAUCCCCAGACGGGCGUUGCGCGCGUGAUCGAGACGGAUCCGUGUGCUAUCGGCGAUGCCCUCAAUGCCAGCCUACCUUAUACGGGUAUGACGGAACUAUACACGCAGCCGCUCCUCUUGGUAGAUCACAUACCGCCAGAGGUGCCAUUAAGGACAGAUCUAUUUGAGCGUAGCAAAUCAUACCUCUUGAUAGGAGGCGUGGGUAGCCUAGGCGUACACAUCGCAGCAUGGAUGCAUCAGAAUGGAGCACGGGAAAUCGUUCUAACAUCGCGAUCAGACCGUCAGGGUUUAACCAGGAAGGGGGACUAUCUGUCGCAAGCGAUCUUGAGGUAUCUCGAGAAACUCCCGGACUUGACACUGAGAACGAGACGGGCAGACGCCCUCUCGGAAGAAGAUAUGCGUGGCUUGGUGCAAAGUCUCAAGCACCCUCUGGGUGGCUGCUUCAUUCUGACGGCUAUUUUGAUCGAUCAUACAUUUGCUAUGCUGACGCAGGCUGAAUUCGACUCCCCAUUCAAAGCAAAAGACGAAGUAUUCGGUACUCUAAAGAAGAUCGUACCGAUUGAGAGCCUUGAUUUUCUCAUCGCAUUUUCAUCGGUGAGCGGGUUGUUUGGAAACGCAGGUCAGACCAACUAUGCUGCGGCGAACACCGCGUUGUCGGGCAUGCUGCAGGAGUACAAAAACGCAACAUCCUUUAUUUGUCCCAUCAUCACGGAUGCCGGCGUCUUCCUAACGCAAUCCGGAGAUUCAUAUAUGUCUCGUAUAAGGCACCUGAGCGAUUGGGGAAUGUCAUGCCGAGUUUUAGAUCUCUGUGCCUAUAUUGAGGAUGUCAUAUUGAGACUACGCGAUGGCCCCGUCUGGCAGUACAUCCCUGCGUUCGAUUGGAAUGCCGUCAGCGCAAGCAUGGGGCCCUCCUCCAUGUAUAACCAUAUAGUAGACGCAUCCGCGCUCGACGUUCAAGGCCAGCCUGCUCCUGACAAGGCAGAAGGGUUGCGCGACAUUGUCUCUCGGCUGCUAGAUAUUGCCUCAGAAGACCUAUCACUGGACGUCCCGCUGACUGCAUACGGCCUUGACUCCCUUACGGCGGCAUCACUGUCAUUUGCACUACGUGAUCUACUACCGAUCUCGCAGAUCCAGCUUCUGUCCGGUAUGACUCUCGCAAACCUCUUAACUCUCCUGUCGGCACGUUUAGCUCAAAAUCCGUCCUCCACAACGGCAAGCACCACAGAUUCGCAUGGAAUCCGCGAGUGUCAUCACAAAGUUCGAGAAAUGACACAAUUGGUCCAUAAAUACGGCACAUUUCCGCGUAGAGAAAUGCCGCUCACAUCGACGAAGUCCAGGUCUCAGAAAGUCGUCCUCGUCACUGGAGUAACUGGCCGCGUCGGCGCACAUGUUCUCAAAGAACUGCUGGAGGAUACCGACGUCGAACUACAGAUCGAGCGGACCAUUACGCAUGUGAUACAUCUUGAAAGGCCCAUUGAAGACGCGUCCGUGGCCGUGGGCUCCGGAUACAGCGAAUCGAAAUGGGUGGCGGAGCGGCUAGUUCUCGAGGCAACCGCCCAACACUGCAUCAUGGGUACCGUAAUACGUAUCGGUCAAAUGUCUGGAGCAGCGAACGGCUGUUGGAAGACCUCUGAGUGGAUACCUGCGUUGGUCUCGGCUAGUUCUGCCCUCGGUUGCGUCCCAGACGGUACAGGAGAAGUUUCAUGGCUACCUGUGCACGUGGGCGCUGCAGCACUGGUCGAGAUGCUGGACUCAGAAGAGCCAGUCCUUCAUCUGCGACAUCCGCACCCCGUCCAUUGGUCAGACAUCAUGCAAUGUAUUGCGGUGUCACUCAAGGUGCCGAUGGUACCUUAUCAAGAAUGGAUCGGGCUUCUUGAGGGGAGCCUCAUGCAGCCCAUGGAUCGAGGUGUCGAGGUGUAUUUGGAGCCCGCAAUCCGCAUCCUUGAUUGGCUGCGUCUAGGCGUCCAGUCGACCAAGAAUGCGGAUCACCGAAGAGACAACAAUGGCCUGUCGUUUACUAUGGCCAUAGAUCUGGGUUGUGCUGCGUCAACUACUCUUCGAGACUCCGUCCUAACGCCCCUGGGGCCCACGGACGUCGACCGGUGGAUGAGAUUUUGGAGGAUUAAUGGUGCAAUUGUAUCGUGA